Molecule: messenger RNA, 2568 nt
Organism: Closterium sp. Naga37s-1
Lineage: Eukaryota; Viridiplantae; Streptophyta; Zygnematophyceae; Desmidiales; Closteriaceae
Source: the annotation of a GenBank genome assembly
AUGGACGACGGAUUAACGAACGCGUCGCGUGCGUUCGCAGCACAGAACGGCGUGGGCGCGAAAGGUGACCACGACGAUGGCGACGCGGAUGAUGUGAUUGUAACGGUGGACCCUCUCCGCGUGAAGCGCGUGCGGCAGAUGGACGUCACCGGUAGCGAGGACCACGUGCUGUACGUGCCACGUCACCCUCUUCCCCUCUUUCCCCCCCGCUUCUCCCCCCUCUCCCCACAACACCGUCCAUUCGCCCUUCCCACCGUCGGCUGCUCAGCUCUCUUCAUCUCUCCAUGCCCUAUCGCCAAGGAUCGCCUUUUCCUGCAUCCCAUCACUCUCCCCACACUCUCCUCCUUCCUCUUCCCCGCAUCCCUCCCCCCCACCCCCCACCCCGUCCUUCCCCCGCCCUCCCCCAGCGACCCGCCCGAGGGAGAGCGCAUGCUGGCGCUUCUGGCGCAGCUGGACAGUGCGCGCGCGCGCGCAGCACAGAGGAAGGGCGCGCGGGGGGGGAAGGGGGGCCGGAAACGGCGGGACAGGGGGGAGGCGGAUGGGGAUGCUGGCGGGGACGAGAAUGAACGGGAGAAGGGGAGGAAAGGGGAGGGAGGGGGAGGGGAGGACUUGAAAGGAGGUGGGGGAAAGGCAGCAGGCGCAGGGGGAGCUGGGGGGAAGGCAGUGGCGGAGGCACAUGGGGAGUGGGCGUGGCAGGGGGUGAUGUCACAGCUGACGUCAGCACAGGAGGAGCUGAGGGUGAUAGUGGAUCUGGUGAAUGCGGUUGAGAGCGGUGCAGAGGGGCUGGCUGUGAGUGGCGUGUCGAAGCCAAAGCAGCAUGCAGCAGAGAUGAGCUCCGAGCUCACAGCCCGGCUGGCAGGCAAACUCACGCUGCUGCAGGUGGGUACAGUGCGGUUCAGUGUGGUGGGGCGUGAGUCAGUGUGUUUCCGCUCCUGUCUGUUCCGCCUCCUCUCCCUUUUCCCUCUCCUCUGCUCCUCUCAUCCAUUCUCCCCGUUCUCGCCUUCCCCUCAUGACUGUCGCCAUUCUUCUCCUUCGCCCCGUCUGCCCCUCUGCCGGGCUCAACAGGAUGUGGGGGGAGGCUUGCUGCACGCAGCAGCGCGCCUCACACAGCAAGUCAGCGACGACGCACCGUUCUACACCGCACUCCAGCGCAUACAGCAUCGGUGGAAGGUGAAGCGCACCCACCCUGCCCUCGCCCCUCCGCCCACCCCUCUCUCCGCCGCCUCCUCAACCGCAGCUGGCUUUGCGGCUGACGUCACAGUGCAAUCGCUGCUCCUCUCCCUCCCUCACGCGCCCUCUCUACCUGCCAGCAUGCCUCUCAUACCCGCUACAAUCCUCCCCUUUACCUCAUUAAGACUCGAUAGGGACAAGCAGGGAAUGCUCCGGGCUGCUCCGCCUGAAGGCCAGCCAAUCAGGAGGCUCCACGUCAGCGUGUUUGGGAGGGAAGCGGGCGGAGACUAUGGGGAGGAUGGUGGUGGUGGUGCUCGCAGUAGCAGUGAGGGGUUGGUGGGGAACGGGGGAGAGGAGGAAGGCGAGGGUGGGAGGAUGGCAGAGGGGAAGGAAGGGGAGGAGGGGGCGGAGGAGGAGGAGGAAGGGGGUGUGGGGAGGGCGGUGCGCCAGGCUCACGAGCUUCUGAGGGCCGCGCAACGAUCGUGGCUUGACUGGCAGCUGUUCGAGUCACUUCAGAGCCACCUGGCAGCAGCCUCCACCGUCGCUCUCCCUCUCGCCUCCAUCUCCUCCUCCUCCCUCUCCCUCUCCCUCGCCUCCUCCCCUGCCUGCCUCUCUCUGCACCUCCUCUCCUCCGCCCCUGCCCUUCCCCUCUGGUCCUCUCUCAUUCGCCGCGCCCACCGCCGCCGCCCCCAUCAGCAGCAAACUAAGAGAGCACAGCAGCAGGGGGGGCAGGGGCAGGGGCAGGGGCAGGGUGACUUGCAGGAAGGGCAGCAGCAGGAGAAGGUGAAGGGGGAAACUGAUCAGGAGAAGGGGCAGCAGGCGGAGGGUUGGCAGGAUAGGGCAGCGGUUGGGAGGUUUUUGUAUGAGGCGGACUCAGCAGCUGCAAGGGUGUAUCUAGGGGAGGCUUAUCUGUUGCUCCAGCAGCAGGCACAGGAAAGAGCGGGGAAGCUUCGCUUUCAGUUGCUAGACUCGGAAAUUGAAGGGGAGGGGGAAGGGGAGGAGGAGAGGGAGGGAGGUGAUGGGGGGAGUGGGAUGCGGUGUGGGGGAGGGGGGGAGAGGGGGGAAGCACGGCUACGGGCAGCAGGGGGCCUGGAGUGGUGGGGGAGGAGUGAGGGGGGGGUAGGGGGGAGUGCGAUGGGGGGACCAGCGGGAAGCGGGAGGAAGGCGUCAGGAUGGGGAUGGGCGGGUGGAGGGGGGGGAGGAGGGGGAGGCGGCGGCACUGGCACUGCUGCUGGCGGUGCUGCUGGUGUUGGUGGUGGCGGCGGUGGUGGGAGUGCGGUGGGGAUGGGUGUGGGGGUGGUGGAGCUGCUGUGGGGGGCAGCAGCGCACAGGGCAAAGAAGAAGGCUGUGGAGCGAUGCCUCUUCCGCAUGUAUGUACCAUGCAUGGUAUGGUGGUGA